This is a messenger RNA of Sorghum bicolor (sorghum), 1944 nucleotides long. RefSeq names its product transcription factor bHLH68. Lineage: Eukaryota; Viridiplantae; Streptophyta; Magnoliopsida; Poales; Poaceae. Gene Ontology annotation, molecular function: RNA polymerase II cis-regulatory region sequence-specific DNA binding; DNA-binding transcription factor activity, RNA polymerase II-specific; protein dimerization activity. Gene Ontology annotation, cellular component: nucleus. The coding region runs from base 272 to 1423 and encodes 383 amino acids. The record is from RefSeq and is a predicted model, not a curated record. Gene Ontology annotation, biological process: regulation of transcription by RNA polymerase II. The transcript has 8 exons.
AGAUUCCUCUCCAAACAGGUCCUAUCCCUUUUCUUCCUUCUCCCUCUUGCUGUUGUUUUCUCCCUCUAGAGAGACCCCAUCUCUAGAAAGAGAAAUUAAAGCAGGAGGACAAGCAAAGCUACCGGCCAGACAGCAGCUAUAGCCCUAAAGAUUGACCUGACCUGACCUGAUGAGAUGAGAUUGCAUAAUAAGUAAGGGAAUUUAUUUGAAAGAUCCAUGGUGGCUGCUGGAUCCUAGCUAGCUAGCUAGCUAGAGUAGUAUUUCUAUUGUGAUGUGCUCUCAAGCCAAGCAUGAUAUGGGUGGAGGAGAAUUCAGGAGCUCUUUGCUGCAGCAGAUGGUGUGGAGGAGUAGUGGCGGUGGUACAGACAGCAAGAAUAUGAUGAGUAGUUUGAUGCCUUGUGCUGAGGAGGAGGAGGAGCAAGAAGAGGUCUCCAACAAGAUGCCCCCCUUAUCUUCUCCUUCUUCCAUGCUCCUCCCCCAGCACCUCCUUCAAAUCUCCUCUGGUGGCCUGCCUCUGCCUCUGCCUCCAGAUGUGCUGAACGACAGCUCUGCUACUUCUGAUCUGCAUGAUGGGCGGGAAAGCAACAUGCCGGAGUCAUGGAGCCAGCUGCUGCUUGGGGGAUUAGUCGGAGAUCAUGAGAGAUACAACGCUGCCACAGCUUUACUGUCAAAAGGAUUAGAGGAGGGGCCUGCAGCUUACAAUUUCUAUGGGCAUGGGCAUGGUGGUGACGAGAUCCAGACGUCGGGGACCAACAGUAAGUCUCAUCAGGUGAGCCAGACGCUCUUGGCGUCGUCCUCUCCAAGGUCCUGCAUCACCACAAGCCUCGGCAGCAACAUGUUGGACUUCUCAAACACCACCGUCCCGGCACCAGAGCUGAAGAAUCAUCACUCCGAUAACUCUUCUGAGGGUAACAGCGCUGCAAGUGGUUCGGCUCCAAAGAAGGCUAGGGUUCAGACCUCUUCUUCAGCACAGUCUACUCUAAAGGUGAGAAAGGAGAGGCUUGGGGAUAGAAUCACAGCACUUCACCAGAUAGUAUCCCCAUUUGGCAAGACUGACACUGCCUCCGUCCUACAGGAGACUAUAGGCUAUAUCAGAUUCCUCCUGAGUCAAAUCGAGGCUCUCAGCUUCCCUUACCUAGGCCAUGGCAACGGGGGGAACUCCAUGCAACAGCACAAUCUGCUGCUAAACCAUAGCACUGGCAAUGACAUGGUAGAAGUUGAAGGCUCGACCAAGCAGGAGGAGGAGGAGGUCAUCAAUGGCGUUGAUGGCAGCAGGAAGGAUUUACGGAGCAGAGGGCUGUGCCUGGUGCCGGUGUCGUGCACGUCCCACCUCGCCGACGACAACGGCGCCUCCGACUUCUGGGCCGUGGCCGCGGCGCCGCCUCCUCCGCCGCCGCCGCUCGCCGGCAUCAUCUGGCGAUAGGACGAUCCGGAUCGGAUCGAUUCAUUCAUCAAGCCAAGCCAGCAUCGUCGUCGUCGUCUCACAGCAGCUGCAUGCACACGCGUACCUACGUUUGGGUUUUUCUCCACGCCAUGCCGAUCGAUCCAUAUCCAUCAAGCUAAUUAAAGUUGCAUGCAUGCAUGCCGUAAAUAUAUACAUACCAUGCACCACCAUUACACUGUUUCUUUUGUUGCUUGCUUGCAAGGGUCGUCGUUGCAUUGGGUCGCUAGCUAUAGCUUGUUUUCGCUGAUGAGGUAUUCAUCAUGUACGCCUACCAGGCUGUAUACGUACGUAUACGUAUACCAAUGUACACCGUAGUAAUACGUAUAUGUAUUAUAUUGAGAUGGAGUGAUGCACAUAUCAUCAGGAGCCGUCAUUCUGUCGGAGCUGCCAGCAGUGUUUAGGCAGCUAGGCUGAUUGCUCUUGAUGGUAUGCUGCGUCCGUGUAUGUAUCCCAACACUACUGCUAUUGCAUAUAUAUUAUAUAUACCUCUUUUUUUUUAA